Ahaetulla prasina is the source of this 10444-nucleotide messenger RNA. RefSeq names its product CUGBP Elav-like family member 2 (gene CELF2). Gene Ontology annotation, cellular component: cytoplasm; nucleus; ribonucleoprotein complex. The record is from RefSeq and is a predicted model, not a curated record. Bases 420 to 2108 code for a protein of 562 amino acids. Lineage: Eukaryota; Metazoa; Chordata; Lepidosauria; Squamata; Colubridae. Gene Ontology annotation, molecular function: mRNA 3'-UTR binding. The transcript is spliced from 16 exons. Gene Ontology annotation, biological process: mRNA splice site recognition; regulation of alternative mRNA splicing, via spliceosome.
UGGCGCUGUACAGACAGUUGCCGAGCGGCGGCGGAGUCCAGAGCGGGGCUGGCGGAGGCGAAGAAGGGGGAGAGAAUGUGACAAGUGGCGGCUCUCCACUGUUGCCUUGGGAGGCCUCCCGCACCUGUCUCGUGGCCAGAGGAGAGCUGCCGUCGUCGGAGCCGCCGAGCCAGCCAGGAGCCCCCGUCCGUCCUCCUUCUUUUCGGCCCAAGCCGGAGCGGCGUGCAGAAGGAGGAGAAGAAAAAGAAGAAGAAGAAGAAAAAGAAGAAGAAAAAAAGGGGGAUUGCACGAAAUAGACAGCCAAGGGAGUGGGGUUGCCUUUGAUCCCAACCAGAGAAAGAGAGAAGGGGAAAAAAAGACAAAGAAAGACAGAAAGGAAGGAAGGAAAGAAAGAAAGAAAGAAAAGGAAGGGAAGGGACAUGACUUCUUCAUUCAAGCUGGAUUUUCUGCCCGAGAUGAUGGUCGACAGCCGCCUGCUAGUUUCCGACAGAAUCAACGGCACAGCUAACAAGAUGAAUGGCGCUCUGGAUCAUUCAGACCAACCAGACCCCGAUGCCAUUAAGAUGUUUGUUGGGCAGAUCCCCCGCUCGUGGUCAGAAAAAGAAUUGAAAGAACUUUUUGAGCCUUACGGAGCUGUUUACCAGAUCAACGUUCUCCGAGAUCGGAGUCAGAACCCGCCCCAAAGUAAAGGUUGUUGUUUCAUAACGUUUUAUACCAGAAAAGCGGCACUAGAAGCUCAGAAUGCGCUGCACAAUAUUAAAACUUUACCUGGGAUGCAUCAUCCCAUUCAGAUGAAACCUGCAGAUAGCGAAAAGUCCAACGCUGUGGAAGACAGAAAAUUGUUCAUAGGAAUGGUUUCGAAGAAGUGUAAUGAGAACGAUAUCAGAGUGAUGUUUUCUCCAUUUGGCCAGAUAGAAGAAUGCCGAAUCCUUCGGGGACCAGACGGACUCAGCAGAGUGCACAGCUUCAAUACGGAGUCUAGCCGAGGCUGUGCGUUUGUCACGUUUUCGACAAGGGCAAUGGCACAGAAUGCAAUCAAAGCUAUGCACCAGUCCCAGACCAUGGAGGGCUGUUCUUCACCCAUUGUCGUGAAGUUUGCUGAUACCCAAAAGGACAAAGAGCAAAGACGUUUACAACAGCAAUUGGCACAACAAAUGCAACAGCUCAAUACUGCCACUUGGGGAAACCUUACAGGCCUUGGAGGAUUUACCCCACAGUACCUGGCUAGAUUAGACAUUAAUAUGGAUUUACAGCAUCGGCUCUGGGGACCUUCAUUCCAACACCAGGCAGAAGCAAGAGACUGUAUAAAUCUUCUGCAGCAAGCAACAUCCUCCAGUAACUUGGGUGCCUUCAGUGGCAUUCAACAAAUGGCCGGAAUGAAUGCUUUACAGCUACAAAAUUUGGCAACCUUAGCAGCUGCAGCCGCCGCGGCCCAGUCCUCAGCCAAUGCCACCAAUGCGAAUCCACUCUCCACAGCAUCAGGGGCCCUUGGUGCACUUACAAGCCCAGUGGCUGCAUCAACAGCAAAUUCCACAGCUGGGGCAAUGAAUUCUUUGACUUCUCUGGGGACUCUACAAGGACUAGCUGGAGCAACGGUUGGAUUGAAUAAUAUUAAUGCACUAGCAGGUACCGUAAACAUUGCUCAAAUGCUCUCAGGUAUGGCUGCCCUGAAUGGAGGACUCGGUGCAACAGGCUUGACCAAUGGCACAGCUGGUACAAUGGAUGCCCUCACCCAAGCCUACUCAGGAAUACAGCAGUAUGCCGCUGCGGCACUGCCCACGCUAUACAGUCAAAGUUUGCUACAACAACAAAGUGCUGCAGGCAGCCAGAAAGAAGGUCCAGAAGGAGCAAACCUUUUCAUUUAUCAUCUCCCACAAGAGUUUGGAGACCAGGACAUUCUGCAGAUGUUUAUGCCUUUUGGAAAUGUUAUUUCUGCUAAGGUCUUCAUUGACAAACAGACUAAUCUGAGCAAGUGUUUUGGUUUUGUUAGCUAUGACAAUCCUGUCUCGGCACAAGCUGCAAUACAGGCGAUGAACGGCUUUCAAAUUGGCAUGAAACGCCUGAAAGUACAGCUGAAGCGUUCAAAAAAUGACAGCAAACCUUACUGACCGUUCUCCCAGAAGCUUUCUGCUCUUAAUUUAGUUUCCUUAGGACAUCUUCAUGCCCGUUAGUUCAUCGUUUGCCUAGCAUGUCCCUGUGACGUCUUAAAAAAGUUUCAUCGUCCCGUCAUUGUUUCUGAUGUCUUUCUGACCUCACAUCAUAAUUUGGUUCUCCUACUGAUCUUUGAUCUAUAGUUUGAACCUUUGAAAUUUGCAUGUGACCUCAUCUAGCUAUAUGAAUUCUGGGAAGUCAAUGUGAAAAGCAUUGCUGCUUUUAUGCAAGAUCAAAAUUUAUUCGUAGUCAAAUUUAUGAUAGGAGUAUUAACACACACACACACACACACACACACACACACAACCUGUGGCAAAAUGUUUUGUUUAAAGUUUUCGGUGUUCCUUUUUUCCUUUUUUUCCCCCUUUUAUUCUUUUCUUUUUUUCUGUAAAAAAAAAAACAGACUUGAAAGUAUUAGACAAGAGACUGGCAUUCUGGCUGGUCUCUUAAUGACAUAGCAAUAUGUGUCCACACAGGCACAGAAUGUUGGUUUCUAACAGACUACUUCCGAAAUAGUUUGAAAUGAAGAACUGUCUGAUUUUAAGUCUCUAGAGGUCUGUAAUAGUUUUUACAUUUUUCAGGCAGUGUAAAGUUUUUUGAUAAGGCCAUUUUAGGUGGCUCACUUUCUCAUUAAGAAUAUAUAUAUAUAGAACCACUUUUUGUAGAUUAGUAUAAAAAAAUAUUUACCCUGUUUUAGGGCAAAUGCUACCUAUUUGUCACCUUUUGCUGAACUGAUUCACAAGUUAGACAAUCCAUGAAUUAAUGCACAUGAAAAUUACCUAUAUUUUAUACUGUUUCGAUGUACAGGAGAAAGGUUAUUGUAAGCUAUUGUUUCAUUUGGUGCUUUUGUGAAUUAAGUUGUGGUCUCAUCAUUGGGGGGGUUCCUCAUGGUCUUUAAGUGUUCUGUGUUUAUAAACAACAGGUUUGAAAUUGGUUUUUACUUGAAGAUCAACAACAGAACAAAAAAAAUGAAUUUCAAAAAAUGAAAAAAAAAGUUGUUUGCUUAAAAUUUAAAAAAAAAAAGUUUUCAUGUGAAAAAUAAAAACUAUUCCAGACUAAGUUUGUGUUGGCUUCUGUGAGGCAUUGAUGUCGAUUUUUUUAAAAUUAUUAUUGUGGACAAUUUCGAUGUGUUUGUGUUCAGCAAAAUGUGAUUCAGUUUUCCUUUUAAAUAAAUAAUAAGAACUCAGUGGGGGAAAAAAAAUUAGUGCCAAAUUCCAAAGGUACUUCUCUUCCUAGAGCUUCAGUGUGUUUCUUGUGUGAAGUAAUUUGAUAACAUGGGUAUUUUAUUAUGUGUUUUGUAUAAAUCCCUAAUAUUUAAAGGAAAAAAAGAGGUUAAAAAGUUUGUUAACUUGCUAUCCUGUGGUCUUGUUGCCUGAAAUUGUUGUUGUUUGUUAUUUCUCUUGGAUGUUUUUUGUAAAACAUUGUAUAAGUGCCCAUGUUUCCCUUUUCUAACCAUUCUGCGCAUCAAUGCUGUGAAUGCAAACCUCACAAUGUAAUUUUCUCAUAAUGUAUGGAAACCUCUAAGGUGAGAAAGUUUUGAACUUUUAACCCUUUCCACCCAGAGCUGUCCUGAGAGUUAAUACUUUUAUACAUUCACCAUUUUGCUCUUUAUUUUUAUAUACACAUUACACACACACACACACACACAUACAUAUUUGUGCGUGUAUAUUCAUACACAAAUAUGCACAUACACACACACACAUGCACGCACAUACACAUAUACACAUACACACCUAAUUUUUUUGUGCUUUAUUUAAUACAUGGUUGAAAUCAGAAAAAUGCACAGACCAGAUCUGAAGGACGAAAAAAAAAUAUUUUACUGCUGUCUAAAGUUCUUCUGUAUCUAUAAAAAAAAAAUAUUUAGAAAUUGUAGAGCUCCUUUGUUUUGUUUUGUUUUUUAAAAUCUUUUCUUAAAAAGAGCUUUUAAUAUGCUGCUGGUAUAUGAUAUUCUGUAUUUAAAAAGUAAAAAUAAUUCUUUAAUUAUGUAUUGUGUAACCACUCCUAGAUAGGAGAAUUAAACCCACAAUUUGAAAUCAUUAAAAAAAAAUAUUUUUAUAAUAAAAUUAAAUGAAUUUUUGAUUAAAUCCAGCGCACUAGAACUUCCUGGAUGAAAUUUUCUUGUGCACUGCAGUUAAACUCCUUUUUAUGGAUGAGGUUUACACACGUCUAAAUGCUCUGAUGUGCUAGCUGCCAUAUUUGUACUAUGUUGGUCCAGAUGCAAUAGAUACAAAGUAGAUACAGCAGUAGCUUUUGUUAGCAGGAUUCAUUCCUGUCAGUCGAUGAACAUGCAGGCUUCUGACUUGUAGCAAAUCCUCAAAGAGGCAGAAGCAAAAGAUGGCUCUGUAGUUCCUCAACCUGAGAGGAAAUUACAGUAGUUUGUAUGAACGCAGGUCUUUAAAAGCUUCUGGAUGGAUGCAAGCUAUUGAUGCUCUGAGAAGCAAUUGCAUGCAUGGUGGUUUACAUGUAGGGUCUCCUCUGAUGGUGAGAUUGGCCUUGGUGCCCAUGAAGUUACGGGGCUGCUGCAGGUCCUGGGAAGCUGACGAUCAGCUGGGCUCCCAUUCCAGAGAAGAAUAUAAAGAUAGCUUUUCACCAGUUCCUCUGGAGCUGUGGAACAGAUGGGUUACCUGCUUGCGGGACGCUCCAUCUUUUUUCCUGUCUCCCAAUCUGGAGAUUUCCCACACGGUCCCUUCGAUCAAAACAUCACGGGACCUUGUCAUCAUUCCCUUCCCUUGCCCUCUCUUUACAGCAGCUUUGCUUCUUCCCUUAGUAAAAACCCAGUUGUUCUUUUCAAAGCUUUCCUUUUCCUACACGGUGAAAAGAAACCUUAGUAAAACACCAUCCAGGAAGAGAACAAAAUGGUGUGUUGUUGCUGUUUUUAACAUUUUUCCAUUAAGCAUUGCUAGUCAUCGUCUAGCCCCAUCUCAACCAUAUGCACAGGUCAAAAACCCAGAGUUUCAGAGAUGCUGUCUCAACCCAACACAUUCUAGUGUAUACUUUAAAAACAGAAACCCCAUGAAGUGAGUAGCAGGCAUCAACCCAUACUCCUGAUUUGCUUCUCCGCCUCUCCCCUUCCCACCCCACAUGCGCCCCCUUUUUUCCCCCUUUAUUUCAUACAUGGAGCUGGCCGUGUAAUGCUCUUUAGCUGUUGUGAGGACAAUUUGUUUUGUCUGAGCAUUUUGGAAUCAUGCCACCCUGGGUUCUGAACAUCAGUGCAUUCUUAAAUGCAACAGGGAGCAUUGCUAAAUCAGAGCUUCCUGUAUUUCAGAAUAUACUUUUUUUUAAAAAAAAUCAGCAAAUCCAAUGUGUUUGCUGCAGUUGUAUUGUAAGGAGAGACAGACCCAAGCUUUGCAUUGGGAGAUUUACCAUAGCUAGUCGGAAUGUCUUGGCCUUGGGGCAUAAGUAUUCAGAAAUUCACAGCUGCCAUUCAUAAUCUUAUAAUGCCAUAUAAUCAAUAUGGCAAUAGUCAUAUUGGCAGAAGAGGAACUGAAAUAACCAAGGCAAUUUAGGAUGCGAUUGUUAUUUUCUUUUUUCUGAAGUGGGUAACAAAAGCGAAGUCCCAUCCUUACAAUACAAAGAUAUUUACCAGAGCUGUCCAGAAAUUAUGGUCACAAGAAUAAAAAUGCUGGCUAUGACAGUGCACAUUUAAAAAAAAAAUAGAUGGAGCUUCAGUUGUCACAGCCAUCUUGAUUUUUGUGACCUUGCAUGAGGACACAUCUGGUAUUUGCUAUGACAUCAUCCUUUGGGUGACACCGCUUAUUCAUUCCACAAGCAGCACAAACCCAUGAACUGAGCUAAUAGCACCCAUACAUCCACAGUUGAAGGCGGCUGCAGUUCACAAAAGUUUCUGCCAUUGAAAAUAUGAUCGUCUUUAAGAGGCCACUUCACCAUUUUUACUCAGUAAAAAACAAGACAUGGAAAAGCUGCAAGGGAUUAAUUUAAUUUUGCUACAUAAGCCAGUUACAGAGUUGGUAUGUUUAUUGAUCCUGCUGGGUUCUAUUCACUUCAUAGCCAUAGUGCUCUGCAUAACUCAGAAAUCUGCAUGUUACAUCAGUAGAAAAUUAUGAAACAUAAAGGUAGUUGCUUAGCUAUUUUGUAUCUCUUAUUAUCUGUUGUAAACAAUACGUGGGCACGACCCUGCAAGCAUGUACUGUACUACUUACUAUCUGUUCACAUCAAAGGGAAAGUUCUGCAAAUCCUUAGUUUUUGCAGAAUAAUAACCAAGGAACUAAGGAAUGAUAUCACUUCAUUGCCUUGUUUCUUUGAAGUUCGAUCGAACAGAAUAGCACUCCUAUUCAUCAACUAAAUUUUGGUAUUCUGUAGUGGCAAAUAUAAACCUCUUUCCAAGCCAAGAUUAUUUCAGCAGCUUUUCAUGCUACUGAUUUUUUAAAAAGUGCCAAAAUCAUUUCCUAUUGUCUAAUCCUUUUCACUCUCAUUUAAAACAUCUCCCAUUUUUCCUCUUUCCUCCCAAUUCCCCAUAUAAAUUAUUUUUAAGAAGGCAGGUGAUAAUCUACCAGUUUGCUUUUACAUUUUUUCUAAAGGGGGAAGAGGAAGUAUGUUUAUUUUUAGAGAAGCCGUAGAUGGCAAGCACUAGAAUCCAAAUAAUGCAGAGUGGGAGAGAAGAAAGCAAGAAAAAUAAUUCUAACACAGAGACAUUCUCAGUUAAUAGAUAAGUGCUCCAUGAUUGUCUCAUGUUUCUUCUUCGGGGGCCUUGCUGAACCUUUGAGGGCUAACUUUGUACUUGUUACACCAUUUUUCUUGUUCAAUUGUUAACAUACACAGUGAUUAUAAUAGGAGAUCAUGAAACAUUUUUCCAGGACGUUGUUGUUCAGCAUCUAACAUUUCCCAAAUAAUUAUACCGUUUGGAAAAGAAAAUCAGAUCCCACAUAAGAAAACCCAUACUCCUUUCCAGUCAGCUGGGGCUUGUUUCAACCCCCUCCCCCCCACCAAACCUGUUAAAAUGGCAGCCAUGUGUGUAAUUAACAGCACUUGGAUGGCCAACACAAUUAUAAAUGCUUUGUCCUGCUGGUGCUAAACUCCAUAAUUUCUGUCUUAUGAAUUUGCACCUAUCCAAGUGGGAAGCAUUCUUCUCUCUCUCUCUCUCUCUCUCUCUCUCUCUCUCCUUGCCAGCCCCAUUCCUCAUUAUUUCCCAGGUAUUGUUCAUUUUGCAGCCCAAAGGGAAGCUCUUGAUUUUUCAAAGAGAAGUUUAAUUUGAAAUAUUGGGCCAUUUUCCUAGGGACAAAGUACUGGGAGGAAAAGAAGGAACAGGCAUAAACAGGAAAUAAAAGCUAUCACUUUCUCAACAAUUUCUACCCCUGAAUUAAGAUACACACCUCUGCUGCAUUUGCAGCAUAAAAGAUUGCAAGGGAAAAACCAGCUAGCAAAACCAAGGCCUUAUGGCACUGCACAUGUUGUACACAGGUUCUUCACAUAUAAAACAUGAAACGUUGAAGGGAAACUGUGAGAGUGCAAAGGGCUUUUAUUUAUAGAGGAAGAAAAAAUAAAAUAAUAAUAAUAAUAAUAGUAAUAAUAAUAAUAAUAAUAAUAAUAAUAAACCAGGAAUGGUUGCAUUUCAAAAUUUAACUCUGAAAGCACAAAACUUACUGUUUCCCAACCAAAUUAGUUAUGUGAAAUGGCCAUAUUCAAAGGUGUAACAAGUUCAUCUUUCUUUCACCAUAGGGGUUAUUUCUCAGCUUGUGCUACUCUUUGGCUCAUGUUGCUGUUUCUGUUUCUAUUAACUUAAGUGCUAAUUAACAAAAAAAAUUAAGUAAUUUCAUUGUUUUUUCUGAAUAAUGUCAUAUCCUGUGUACCAGGUUUUGGGGAGGGGGGGGAGGACAUUGUGCUGUGAGAAAUUGUUGUUUGUCAACUAAUGACAACUUUUUUAAGUUGAGAGCAUCAAAAACUCAGGAAAUGAUCCAUUCCUACCACAGAUGUGGCAUUCAUGCUCAGGGAAUUCUUUGGGCUCGGCAGAGCUCAGUGUUGCUCAUGGAAAUUAUUCUUGACCCCCCCUACGAAUUAAGAGAGGAGGGUCAUCCCAUGACAACCAGGCCCUUCAGCGCCUUGACAGGUUCUGCAUUCCUAUGCAGAAGGUAAACACAGAUUUUUCUUCAACCCUCUUAUGAAUUCUCAAUGUAUGGGAGCUGAGCCUGUGAUACAAAUGGAUUAUAACCUAGGUUUUUGCUUCUUUCUAUUUUUAUUUUGUCUAAGAAAAGCCAAAGUUACUGCAAUGUAGUGAGAAACUGUAAGACCAUUUUGAGUAUUGUUUCUGUUUUGUCAAUGCAUUUGGAUUUUGCUGUUUGAUGGAAUUUGAGCCAAAAGCAAAAUGGAAAACGAAAUGAGGAAAAUAAAACAAACCAACCAAGUAACCAACCACAGGCUUUCCUGCUUAUAAAACUUGAUUGUACGCACGCAUUUUGUAUCAGUGAAACUUUUUUAUACUGGAGAUUUAAACAAAAAUGGGGGGAAAAAUAUGGUGGCUUACUCUUGUGAGCCCCCCUGAUCAUAACUGUUUUUCAAGUUUGAUUUCCAGUUGACUGAAAGAAAGUUGGCUUAGUUUAGAAAAUUUAAAACAAACUUUGGCUUGGUUUUAUCCUUUCCAUUUGCUUAUAUUUAGUGUUUAGGAUUUUGUGUUUUAAAACACGCGGUAAGUUUCACUUUUUAUUCUGUACUGUGCAGUUUCACAAUAUAACAAAUUAGAAUUUAGGAGUACACAGUCACUUUAAGUGGAUAUAUGUAUUAGGGUUUUGUUUUUGUUUAAAAAAAAAGUAGGGUUUGCUUUUUUGCUGUUUAGAUCAAAAGGUUUUCCUGGUUCUUCUGUCUUCAUUGUGAACAUAACUGUGUAGUUGAAACAGUCAAACUUAUUUUUGUAACGUAUGUUAUUGUGUGAUGCAGUUUUUUGCUUCUGUCUCCAAUAUUAAACCAUUUUCCUAAUACUUGUCUCACUUUCUCUCUCUGUGUUGUACUGUUGGUAGUCAUUCCGUGUUGGUAAUACAUUUGCACACCUCACUGUUGCACGUCCCUGUUGAUUUUUUUUUUCUAUUCGUUGUGUACAAAAGAUACAGUCGAUUCCACUAAGUGAACCUCUGAUUGGAGAAUGAAUGCAGAUUUGCUGUAUUUACCCCCCAUCUUCUUUGCCUCCUCUACCCCCAGUUGCCUUUAAUUGUAAUUAUUAGGGUGAAGUCACACUGAAGAUGCCUCUAAAAAGAUAUGUGUGCGUGUGUGUUUGUGUGUGUGAGAGAAAGAACCUACAUACACAGAGAGAAUCAAAGUCACCAAGUUUUCUCUAGUGAUUAAAAAGGGAUAUACUUCUCCUCUGUAGGAUCACGUUAAGUUUACUAUUAAAAUAUUUUCUUCAUGGGAGUAGAAAAACUUUUUCAUGUUUCAGAAUUAUUCAGCAAAAGCUCUGGCAUCGUACCUAGUUAGUUUGCCAGUUUUCAGAAGUGUAAAAUUUUUAAACACAGGUAGAAGACCCUAAGUUAAAAUCUACCAGGCUUAUUAUAGACAUCUUUAUUUUUUUUUUCUUGAGAGUUCAAGAACAUUGAAUUUAUUAAAACUACCCAAAAUUAAAAAAAUAAGUAAUCAGGAGAGAAAACCAACUACUGACCGUAACGGGCUUUCUGUAAUUUCUCUUCAUUUGAUUCAUCAGACACUCAAAUCUAUCAGGUAGGAAAGGGAACUUUCUAGAAAGAGGAAUUUCUCUCCCUGCAUGGGACUCAAGCCAUAAAGUUAUCCUUUUCCCCAAACUCAGGAAUUUAAGACCACUUAAAAGUGCUCUUACACGAUUUUCCUUGUGAUGUUUAUGUCCCCUCUUAGUAUUUUGGUUUUGAGUGGGCUGUGCUCAAUCUCCGUGCUUCUGCCAACUCAGUUUGAGGGAAGCACAUAUAUAACCUAGUUUGCCUGUCUUCUGCUUUACAGAGCCCGGUUUACAAGUUUCUGGGCUUGUAGAUUUCAGAAGCAAAUUUGCAACUGCCUGCAAUGUGGCUUCCUCAGUGCCUGCCUCCUAAAAUCCCAACCUCUGUUUCUGUUUUCCGAUUACCUCAAAAGUUUAGCUGCACAAUAGGACCAUAACGGAGGAGGUAACAGGGUGCCUGUGAUGUCACAAAAAAAUAAAAAUAAAAUUCUCUUGAAACCAUUGGAAAGAUGGUGCCAUCUUCCCAGGAUAUAACAGGAGCCUUAAUUGUGACACAUGAUGACAAUCACUUAUUUCAAUGUAAAAAAUGCAAGCUUUUAAAAAAAAUGGAAUCAAAGCUUAUCUGGGUAUACAUUUUCAACCGAUUAAUUGUAGGACCUUUUUUUU